GGGCCUCACGAGCCAUUCUAGACUUAGGGCGGCGCGGCUCGCCGCCGACGAAGCCGCGGCGGUUCCAGCAACGGCGAAACGCAACGGCGCCGCCGGCAACGAAUACGGCCUGCGUUCAAGCUGCCUCCGUCCCCAGCUGGCCUUCCGCCUUUGCACUGCCCGGCUACACAUUUCCGCUGGUUAGUUUGUUUUCCCUGUCCUCUAGUUGCGGGAACAGAACCGGGAUCCGUCCGAGGCGCGCGCGCAGGAGUUAGGAACUAGUCGGAUUUGAAGUUCGAAUCUUUCCGGACUCAUAGUCGUAUUUUCUGCCUACUCGGAUUUGGACUAUCUCCUACUCGGAUUAUUAGAGCUAGUUCAGGUGUCCUAUAAGUGCUGCCCUGCCAACUCGGUUGAAUUAAGUGUUGCUUGGUAGCGCCAGAAGCAACCAUAUCUAGACUUAGGGCAUCGAUUGUGCAAUUGACCAAUGGAGGCGUGUAGUGUCGCCAGGAUAAUGAGCUUAGGGCAUCUGGACUUGAGAAUUAUGCACAAGCUGCUGGCUCUUUCUCCCGGUUCACACAUGAAAUUCAGAAAAGACCCGCCAUUGAUGGAGACCGAGACCGAGACCGUGGUGCAAAAUUCGCCGGAGCUGCCGCUGGAUGUAUUAAUAGAUAUCUUUGCCCUCCUAGAGAUCCCUGACUUCAUACGCGCUGGCUCUGUCUGCUCCGCCUGGCACUCCGCGUAUACCAUCCUACACAGCCAGCUUGAGCAGUACAGACGGGGCCAGACACCUUGCCUCCUCUACACCUCUGAGUCUGUUGGUGACAACGUAGCUUGUCUCUACAGCCUCGCAGAAAAGAGGGUCUACAAUAUUACUCUUCCGGAUCCACCCAUCCGUAGUAGGCAUCUGAUUGGGUCCUCCCAUGGCUGGUUAGUUACCGCCGAUGACAAGUCCGAGCUUCAUAUUCUUAAUCCGAUAACUGGCCAACAGAUAGCUCUCCCGCCCAUCAUCACCAUUGAGCACGUAAAGCCGAUCUUAGAUGAUGCCGGUGCAAUUAGUAAAUAUAAAUGGUGUGAUGAUGUGACAAUCUAUGCUCUGGACGAGUUUCGUGACGGGCUCUACUUCAAGGCAUUUGUGUUUCCUGAUCCAUCCACAGGAAGCUACAUUGUAGUUCUCAUCCUCAUUUCAGAAUGCCAGCUUUUGUUUGCAAGGGUAGGUGAUUGUAAGUGGACAUUGCUGCCGCCUGGUUCGGACUGUUAUCAACAAUGCAUCCACAUAGAUGGUCUGUUGUACGCAUUCACGAGAACCGGAGGAAUCGAUGCUUUUGAUCUCACUGGUCAUACCAUCACAAGGAGUAUUAUCGUAGACGAGAUGGAGAAUUACAUUAGUGACAAGGAUGGUUGGAUAUAUGCUGUUCAGACCCCAUGUGGUGAUCUAUUGCAAGUUUGCAGGCAAACUGAAGUCACAAAAGAUAUCCUGAUAGAGACUGAGAAAAUACUGGUAUAUAAAGCUGAUAUGACAGCAAAAAAACUUGUGAAAAUGAACGGCUUGCGUGAUCAUGUGUUGUUUCUUGGCCGUAGUCAGUCGCAGUGCCUUAGUGCUGAAGAAUAUCCGCAGCUGAAGACAAAUUGUGUUUAUUUCACUGAUGACGAGACAUAUGUUUCGAAGUAUAAGAAUGAUCGCCGGGAUAUUGGUAUUCUCAACUUGGAAAAUGACGACAGGGAAGAAAUUGCAUCCAAGCUUUGGUGCAACUGGCCAAAUCCCAUAUGGAUAACACCCAAUAUCACAAGGAUGAACAUGGGGUUGUAAAGAUAGUUAAUGUACUGUAUUAUUUGAGCAUCUACCUUCUCGAAUGCUAUUAGAGGAUGUCUAAUAGGACCAUGUUGACCAAAAUUUCCUAAUUUUGAGGCCAAAUGCUAUGACACAGAGGCAUGUUCUGUUUCUCUGUUCUUCAUACCUGGUCUCUUAUAUUUUGAAUGACUUUUAUUUUCUGAACUGUCCAAUCUGUUAUGUUUCACGGUUCACAUACUAUCUUCUACAUUCAGGAUAGUCUAACAUAGAACCAUAGUUUUAGAUUUUAACCACAUUUUCUGAGGUGAUUCCUUUCAUCCAACACAGCCUAUGAUUUGUCCGUGCCUAUCACAAAAACUAGCAUUUAGACUUCAUAUGUCGGCUCAUGCAUGGCACGGAGAUACCCUGCAAGUCCAAGCCUGCAUGUCCUCUACACGCUAGUUAAUCAGUGAUCCACUAACUGGGCAUAUUGUGGCUGACGGUAUCUUCUCGGGAUUGUGUGCUUUUCUGUAAUACUCAUGGCCUGAUAUGAUGAAAACCUAAUGCGCAAUGAAUAUUCAGUCUCCACGCAUCACAUGUGAAAAUCUGGAAAACUUUGGAAGUUUCAAGAAAUA
Messenger RNA from Lolium perenne, 2382 nucleotides. Its product is annotated as putative F-box protein At4g22180. Gene Ontology annotation, molecular function: protein binding. NCBI's taxonomy places the organism in Eukaryota, Viridiplantae, Streptophyta, Magnoliopsida, Poales, Poaceae. The record is from RefSeq and is a predicted model, not a curated record.